AUGACGAGACCACAGAUGAUUCGAGCUGAUACCUUGGACCUUCAGGACCAUGAUGCGCCGUCCGCAAAGGAUCACUCCAAACAGCCCGAACAACCAGCUCCACUGGGGGCCGGCCGGCCUGCCCCCCACCAAGAGAUCUCCAUUCGCCAUGCCGAACAAGAUACGAAGUCCGAGAUUUCGAAUGGCCCUGAGAAUGGCCAUGGCUAUCAAGACGAUGGCGUGUACGGGGAAAAUGAGACCGAAGACGAGCUGGAUCGAGAUUACGAGCACGAGGAUGGAGACUUAGCAGAUGGGGAAAGUGACGAUUUGAUGGAUGACGACCUACUGGACAAAAUAUCCAGCUCCCCUUCAAUUGACGAUGAGGAUAUCGAUUUCGAAUUCGUCUAUGCACUCCACAACUUCGUGGCAACUGUCGAUGGACAGGCAAACGCCGCUAAGGGUGAUACUAUGGUGCUGCUGGAUGACAGCAACAGCUAUUGGUGGCUUGUACGUGUAGUCAAGGAUGGGAGUAUUGGAUAUCUGCCAGCCGAACAUAUCGAGACACCUACCGAACGACUAGCUCGAUUAAACAAACACCGAAAUGUUGACCUCUCUGCUACAAUGCUCGGCGACAACAAUGAAAAAUCCAAGAACCCUCUCAAGAAAGCCAUGCGCCGACGGAACGCAAAAACCGUAAACUUCGCACCACCAACAUACAUCGAGGCAUCAGAUGUGGAAUAUUCUUCAGAUGAGGACUCCGAACAUGGCGAUUUCUUCAACGACGACGAAACGGAGACGGUUGAAUCUGAAGAGGGUGAUAGCCAAGACCAGAGCGAAGAUAUUACGGUGGAACCUCUUAGGCCAAAGGGACAAAAAGAGAAGUCGGCAGAGCAGGCAGAUAUCAGAGGAUCCACAGACAAGGAGGACUCCGAGCGGACAAGCUAUGACCCCCGACGAUCAAGUGAGGAAUUCUUUGAUCCAGAGGAACCUACCGUCAGUCGGUCCAGAAAUGGCACUGUACGGAACACGGAUUCUUUCUUCAAGGACGAUACCGCCGAGCCAAAGAAGAUAUCUCUCACGCCCAACCUACUGCGCGACGAAUCUAACAACAACGGCAACAGUAACAGUCUACUCCAUGAAUGGAAAGAGGGGCGCGGAAGUUUCGAGACUACCGACAAAGCGUCCAGUCCUCAGGAUAAGGUCAAGGAGGAUAAGAAACGCAAGGAGAAGAAGCCUGGAAUGCUCAGUGGACUUUUCAAGCGCAAGGACAAGAAGACCAAAUCGCCUGAAGACGACUUUGAAGAGACUCUCACAUCCCCAACCGAGUCAACAUUUAGUCAAUCGAAGACAUCUAUGGAAUCGUUUGACUCAAAGUCGUCCAGAUCUCAAAGACAGACGGGCAACAAAUUACAGAAAUCACAACCGACAGCCAUGUCUCCAACAUCGACGGAAUCAGCCACUGAAGCCAAUCAGUCCAUUCGACGAGUGGUGUCACAGGAGGCAACCAGCUUCGAAGAUUCUCGAGGAGCCGUCAUCUCCCCUACCAGCCAACAAAGUCCUUCGAAGGAAAGCUUUGUUACUCCAAUGGAGUCUCAGGAUCCCUUUGCAUCUCCAGUGGAGCGACCAUCCAGCGAAGCUCAAUGGAGAGGCGCAUACGGAAGCCCAAGCCAGACAGCACCAUCGCAACCCUCCGUGGCGUCUCCGCCUCAACGUUUCGUUCCAACACUGGUGACGGCCCGCCCGGAACCAGAACCGGAACCAGAAUCCCCCGUCAAUGUUUCGCCGAUGGAAGGACACAUCCCAAUUCUUGCCCCGGGGCUCACCGCAGAUGCUGUGCGACGGGCGCACUCUAUUUCACCUCUCUCCCCACCGUCUUCGCCUGAAGCCGACACUCACGACCUCAAAAGUAGCGAAGCUACCCCUGGCUCACUGGACACACUUUCAGUGGACACUCCAACCUGGAGUGAUACCAGUCUACGAUCAUACCUGGACGAAGAAAAUGACAUUCGCGACCUUUUCAUUAUUGUCCAUGACAAAACCAACAUUCCCCCAGCCGGUGUUGACCACCCUGUCACUGGCCGCCUCUUCAAGGAAGAGAGCAAGAGAUUGAAGGAGAUGAACAAUCAGCUCGAUGAUAUGCUCGUCAAGUGGAUGGCUCAGCGCAAUCGAAAGUCUGGCUCGCUACGAAAUGUGCAGGGCCCAGAUGCAUAG
This is a messenger RNA of Penicillium pulvis, 2190 nucleotides long. Its product is annotated as SH3 domain-containing protein. Gene Ontology annotation, biological process: establishment or maintenance of actin cytoskeleton polarity. Lineage: Eukaryota; Fungi; Ascomycota; Eurotiomycetes; Eurotiales; Aspergillaceae. The record is from RefSeq and is a predicted model, not a curated record. The transcript is spliced from 5 exons. Gene Ontology annotation, molecular function: protein binding. Gene Ontology annotation, cellular component: microtubule cytoskeleton; cell tip. The coding region runs from base 1 to 2190 and encodes 729 amino acids.